GAAGUUGACGCACGGAGCGAAGCCAGCGAAGCAGUCACGAGUCACGUCGAAAACAGUGCCGUUGUUGCCGUUGAAACUAAUUUAUUCUGCAAGCUGCCAGCCCGCUUAACAGCUGCCCAACGAUGCUUCAUCGCCGCCAGUUGUAGAUCGUACAACUCAUUGCAAGCAAAGCGCAGCAAAAUGGCUUCAAAACUCACCGCUACGGUACGAGCAGUCGCUGGCCACAAACCCAACAUCCCGCAACGAGCGGCUUUAGUCCUCACCAAAGCUGCCGUGGAACGCAUUCAGAGACUGCUGAGCACCAAAGGUGACGCAAUCGGACUCAGGGUGGGUGUCAAACACCGCGGCUGCAACGGUCUCACCUACGUGCUCGACUACGCCACGGAGAAGGGCAGAUUCGACGUCGAGGUUCACCAGGACGGCGUGAAAGUUUUCGUCGACUCGAAAGCGCAGUUGUCUCUUCUGGGCACCGAGAUGGAUUUCGUAGAGACGGAACUGUCCAGUGAAUUCGUGUUCAACAACCCGAACGUGAAGGGAACUUGCGGUUGCGGCGAGAGCUUCACCUUGUGACCUUUGAUUUAACUGCGUGUGGAAGUUCUAGUUUACUUGUCCGAGGCUUGCUAGGCCGACGAUGGAUUGUUGCAACAUUAAAAUUUUUAGUUAAUGUU
Molecule: messenger RNA, 668 nt
Organism: Ixodes scapularis (black-legged tick)
Lineage: Eukaryota; Metazoa; Arthropoda; Arachnida; Ixodida; Ixodidae
Gene: MagR
Product: iron-sulfur cluster assembly 1 homolog, mitochondrial
Exons: 1
Coding region: 181-570 (129 amino acids)
Biological process (GO): iron-sulfur cluster assembly
Cellular component (GO): mitochondrion; cytoplasm
Molecular function (GO): 2 iron, 2 sulfur cluster binding
Source: RefSeq, a predicted model, not a curated record